Messenger RNA from Procambarus clarkii (red swamp crayfish), 683 nucleotides. Its product is annotated as U-scoloptoxin(01)-Cw1a-like. The record is from RefSeq and is a predicted model, not a curated record. Gene Ontology annotation, cellular component: extracellular region. NCBI's taxonomy places the organism in Eukaryota, Metazoa, Arthropoda, Malacostraca, Decapoda, Cambaridae. Gene Ontology annotation, molecular function: chitin binding.
GCUGCCCCACUACCACACACCUCCGUCGCUGCCUCACUAUGAAGACCUUCGCACUUGCGCUCCUUCUGGUGGGCAUGGCAGUCGCCCUACCUAGAGUUCGGCGAGAUUCUACACCUCUCUUCUUAGAGCUUCCGUCCAACGCCUCUCUGAUCUUGGGUGAUGUCAAGACAGGCUUCGACUGCGCUGAUCUUCCGUAUGGCUACUACGCUGACGAACCCAACAACUGUGCUAUCUUUCACGUGUGUCUUCCUUACAUCAACUUCGGCGAGGUCAUCAUCCGUCACUUCUCGUUUUUCUGCGGCGAGGGCACCAUCUUCGACCAGCAGCGCCUCGUAUGCGCCAAACCUCAGGAAGCCAUUCCCUGCUCUCAGGCUGCAGCCUUCAAAAAGUCUAAUGAGUAUUUCGGUCGUGUGGAUGUAAAUUUCAACGAGUAAACAUAUGAUACAAGGACCCGACCACCGACCGGGGACCUUAUCACUUCCCAGGGCUCUGGUGGAGCCAGGAAUGGGGUCCUCGACCCGACUACGACGACGACCGAACAGCAACUCUGACAUUAACUCGAGGUUCAGAUUAACUCGAGGUUCACACUAACCAAACGAACAGAUCGUGAGAUGCACUUCGUCCCCCGCCCCUCAGCACACUGUAACAUAUUUCAGUCUUGUAAUAAAUAAGGAACCAUUUAA